This is a messenger RNA of Dryobates pubescens (Downy woodpecker), 1763 nucleotides long. It is a transcript of the gene GULP1, whose product is annotated as GULP PTB domain containing engulfment adaptor 1. The transcript is spliced from 13 exons. Lineage: Eukaryota; Metazoa; Chordata; Aves; Piciformes; Picidae. The record is from RefSeq and is a predicted model, not a curated record. Bases 399 to 1538 code for a protein of 379 amino acids.
CCGUUCCCUCCCCGGCGUCCGGCGGCGGGAGCCAGGGGGAGCCCGGGAGCAGCGGCAGCCCGGCGGGCAGCGAGCCCGGCAGGCAGGCGGGGUCCCCCGCCCGCCCGCGCUGACGUCAGGAAACUUUCUCCGCGGCUGAGGCGGGAGCGGACCGGAGCGGUCGCCGGGUGCCGGCUCGACUCCAGCAACGGGACGGUUUCCGUCAGGUCGCCCAGUACCUGAGAAAACUAUAAAGCAGCAGUAACAAAGGCUCCAAAAUGUUGAUAAAUGAAUGAACUGUACCAGCUGAGAACUAGUGUCCGCUUUUGACUUUGGCAAGAGAUUUGAAUGCAGAAGGGUUAAAGUGGGGGGAAAUAAACCAGAUCCAGAAACGUUGUUGACUGAAUAGACUUUUCAACAUGAAUCGUGCUUUUAGCAGGAAGAAAGACAAAACAUGGAUGCACACUCCUGAAGCCUUAUCAAAGCAUUAUAUUCCCUAUAAUGCAAAGUUUCUUGGCAGUACAGAAGUGGAGCAGCCGAAAGGCACAGAAGUUGUAAGAGAUGCUGUUAGAAAGUUAAAGUUUGCCAGACAUAUCAAGAAAUCUGAAGGCCAGAAGACACCCAAAGUGGAAUUACAGAUUUCAAUCUAUGGUGUAAAAAUUCUAGAUCCAAAAACAAAGGAGGUCCAGCACAACUGUCAGCUCCAUAGGAUAUCAUUUUGUGCUGAUGAUAAAACUGACAAGAGAAUAUUUACCUUCAUAUGCAAGGACUCAGAAUCCAAUAAGCACCUGUGCUAUGUAUUUGACAGUGAAAAGUGUGCAGAAGAGAUAACUUUAACAAUUGGCCAAGCCUUUGACUUGGCUUACAGGAAAUUUCUGGAAUCCGGAGGAAAAGAUGUUGAAACACGGAAACAAAUUGCAGGUUUACAGAAAAGAAUUCAAGAAUUAGAAACUGAAAACACAGAACUGAAAAAUAAAGUCCAAGAUUUGGAAAACCAGUUAAGAAGAACACAAGUACAUGCAUCUCCACUGCUGCACAUAAAGUGUGAUAAUGAUGAACAUAUGUUUCAAAGACCCUCUACUUUUUUCUGGUGUAACAAUGAGGAUUCACCUCCUUGUUUAGAUAUCUCUUCCAUUACGCUUACUCCUAGGAGUUCUCCUGACUCUAGACUACCACCUGGAUUGUUAAUACCACCACCUUCAAAAAGUGGUCUUCCAAAGCCAACCAGUGAAUACAGCUGCCCAAGACCUCGUGCAGGCAGUGUGACACCUAAAUCACCCUCCACUGACAUCUUUGAUAUGGUUCCCUUUUCUCCCAUAUCCCCUCAAUCAUCAACACCUACUCGCAAUGGUACACAGCCUCCUCCAGUACCCAGUAGAUCUACAGAGAUCAAGAGAGACCUUUUUGGAGCAGAACCUUUUGACCCUUUUAGCUGCGGAGCAGGAGAUUUCCCUCCAGACAUUCAGUCCAAACUAGAUGAGAUGCAGGAGGGGUUCAAAAUGGGAUUAACUCUUGAAGGCACAGUCUUUUGUCUUGACCCGCUAGACAGCAGGUGCUGAUGCCAAGAAACUCAAUGUGAAAUUCCUGCACAGUGUUAUUUGGUUGGUUUGAGUUGGGUUUUGGUUUCCUUUGGUUUGGUUUUUUUUCAGUUCUGAACAUGUAAUCACAGGUAUCCACAUGCCAAAAAUUGCCUUUUUUUUCUCCCCCAACAUGUAAACUCUUGUGAAGUCUGUACAAAUCCAACUUAGUUCCACUCUUUCCCUGUGCAAAUGUAAGAAAAAAGA